This is a messenger RNA of Cicer arietinum (chickpea), 3100 nucleotides long. RefSeq lists its product as uncharacterized. NCBI's taxonomy places the organism in Eukaryota, Viridiplantae, Streptophyta, Magnoliopsida, Fabales, Fabaceae. The record is from RefSeq and is a predicted model, not a curated record.
AUGGAUAGAGAAUGGAUGUGUGAUCCAUCCAAAAAAAGUGAAGAAUAUAUUCGAGGAGUUAAUGAAUUUCUUGAAUUUGCUUUUCAAAAUUCACAAAUCAAUGGAAAAAUAAUGUGCCCUUGUACAAAAUGUGCCAAUUGCCACUCUUAUUCUCGCGUAUGUGUUUAUGAACACUUAACAGAUCCACAUCGUGGAUUUCUUAGAGGCUAUAGACAAUGGAUAUAUCAUGGUGAAAAACCUAGAACUUCAAGUAGCGCUACUAAACAAAAUGUAGAAAUGGAGCAUGACAUGGAUGGAUUAGUUCAUGAUGUAUUUGGAAUUCAUUCUACAGAAGAGCCAAUUUGUGGUGAAGGUGAAAGAAUUCUCGAAGUUAGAGAAAACUCUAAAUUUUACGAAUUUGUAAAGGAGAAUGAGCAAAUGCUUUACCCCAACUGUAAGAAGUAUAGCAAGCUAUCAUUUAUGGUACAUUUGUAUCAUUUAAAGUGUCUUCAUGGGUGGAGUGACAAGUCAUUCUCCAUGUUGCUUGAUUUACUAAGAGAUGCUUUACCAGAAGAAAAUGUUUUGCCAAAGUCAUAUUAUGAAACUAAAAAGAUUGUUUCAGGAUUAGGUUUGGGGUAUGAGAAGAUCCAUGCUUGUCCCAAUGAUUGCAUAUUAUAUUGGGAUAAAUAUGCCAAAUAUGAAGUAUGUCCAAAGUGUAGUACGUCAAGGUGGAAAACAACAAAUGAAGACGUACAAGGUAAUGGAAUGGAGACUUCUGAGAGGCGAAAGAAGAUACCAGCAAAGAUCCUUCGGUGGUUUCCAUUGAAACCAAGGUUGCAAAGAUUGAAUGAUGGUUCUCUUGGGCAUCCAGCUGAUUCCCUUGCUUGGAAGAAUUUUGACGCUCAAUAUCCAACAUUUUCGUUAGAUCCUCGUAAUGUUCGAUUAGGAGUGGCUUCAGAUGGUUUCAAUCCUUUCAAGACUAUGAGUAUUACUCAUAGCACUUGGCCUGUCAUUCUAAUUCCUUACAAUCUUCCUCCUUGGAUGUGCAUGAAACAACCAUACUUCAUGUUAUCACUAUUAAUUCCGGGUCCAAAAGGUCCUGGAAAUAACAUUGACAUUUAUCUGCAACCUUUAGUACAAGAGUUGCAAGAGUUAUGGGAUGAUGGAAUUGAAACAUUUGAUGCCUAUAAGAAAGAGACAUUUCAACUUCGUGCAGCUAUGAUGUGGACUAUUAAUGACUUUCCAGCAUAUGCUAACUUGUCUGGAUGGAGUACUAAAGGUCAAUAUGCAUGUCCAUGUUGUGGUAUUGAAACUACCUCGCAGUGGUUACGUCAUGGUAAAAAAUUUUGCUACAUGGGUCAUCGUCGUUGGUUAUCUCCCAAACAUAAGUGGAGAUUGAAUAGUAGGGAUUUUGAUGGAACACGAGAGCUAAGGAUCCCUCCUAAAAGACUUGAUGGGACUGAUAUUUUAAGACAAAUAGAUGAAUGUAGAGAAAAAGGUCUAGCAAAUGGAGCACAACCUUGGAAAAAGAAGAGCAUUUUCUUCACAUUGCCUUAUUGGCAAUAUAAUGUAUUGCGUCAUAAUCUUGAUGUGAUGCACAUUGAAAAGAACGUAUGUGACAACAUUAUUGGUACAUUGUUAAACCAAGAGGGAAAAUCCAAAGAUAAUUAUAAGGCACGAGCUGAUCUUGUAGAUAUGGGCAUAAGAAGUAUGCUCCAUCCUCAACCAAGUCCUAAUAUAACUACAACGCGUUUGCCUAGAGCAUGCUAUCAAAUGACUAACAAAGAAAAGGAAUCUUUCCUAAGCAUUCUCAAGAAUGUAAAAACUCCAGAUGAAUGUUCAUCAAACAUCCCACGUUGUGUGCAUGUCAAGCAACACAAGAUGUUUGGAUUGAAAAGUUACGAUUGUCAUGUUUUGAUGCAAGAGCUUCUUCCAGUAGCAUUACGGGGUUCAUUGCCAGAUAAAGUCACUUCAGUGUUAGUUGAUCUUUGCAAUUUCUUCAAGCAAAUUUGUUCUAAGGUACUUAAUGUGGAAUUUCUAUCACAAUUGGAGUCUCAAAUAGUUAUCACACUUUGUCAGUUGGAAACAAUUUUUCCUCCUUCAUUUUUUACUGUUAUGAUGCAUUUGGUAAUUCAUUUGGCACACGAAGCCCAAGUUGCUGGACCGGUACAAUAUCGAUGGAUGUAUCCGAUUGAGAGGUUUCUUCUUACUCUUAAGUCCUUUGUACGUAAUAGAGCCCAUCCAGAAGGAUCAAUUGCAGAGGGAUUUUUGGCCAAUGAAUGUUUGACGUUUUGUUCGCAAUAUCUAUCUGGGGUAGAAACUAGGUUCAAUAGACCUAACAGAAAUGACGAUGAAGUCUCUGGAAGGCCAUUAGGGAUAAAGAAACAACAAAAGUUACGAUUAGGGAAGAGGAAGAAAGUGAGUAGAACUAAACUUGACAAGAAAGAGUUAGCACAGGCACAUAGAUAUGUGCUUUCUAAUUGUGAUGCAGUUGCUCCAUUUAUAGAAGAACACAUUUUACAUCUUAAGAGACAGUGUCGACCACGACGAUUGACACAAGUUGAAAUUGACAAGCAACAUGGUCAAAAAUUUAUUGAGUGGUUUAAACUCAGGAUCCAGCGUAUGGAUGAACAAAAGAGCUCAGAAGUUACUCAUGAACUUAGAUGGUUAUCCCGUGGACCAUCUGAGGUAGUAAGAAGAUACACAGGUUAUGCGAUUAAUGGUUUUAGAUUCCACACAAAGAAGAGAGAGAGAUUUUUGAAAACACAAAAUAGUGGAGUUGUUGUAAAGACAAAGACCUCAAAAGAUGAAAUUAAUUACUAUGGGGCAAUAACUGAUACACUGCUGUUGGAUUAUUCUGGAAAGUACAAGUUUGUGUUAUUUAAAUGUGAUUGAGUUGAUAUUAAUAAAGGUAUCAAGAAAGAUAAGUUUGGCAUGACGCUUGUCAAUUUCAAAUUUUUAAAACAUACUGGGAAAAAUAUUUGUGAUGACCCAUUUGUGUUUGCAUCACAAGCUAAAAAGGUGUUUUAUAUAUAUGAUGAGAGAAACAAGGAUUGGCUUGUUGUUCUCAAUGCAAAAGUUAGAGAUAUCUAUGAUAUGGGUGAUGAGGAAUCUAAUGAAA